This is a messenger RNA of Chironomus riparius, 303 nucleotides long. The record is from the annotation of a GenBank genome assembly. NCBI's taxonomy places the organism in Eukaryota, Metazoa, Arthropoda, Insecta, Diptera, Chironomidae.
AUGUCACAACCAUCUGAAGUAUCGGUCAAUAUAGAAUAUUGUGCUGUUUGCGAUUUUAAGCGUCAAUGUCAUGAAUUGAAAGAAUUUCUUAACGAAACAAUUCCGGAAGCAAAAGUUGAAUGUCAAAUUGGAAGAAGAGGAAGUUUUGAGGUGAAAAUCAAUGAAACAUUGGUGCAUUCAAAAAUGCAAACAUUGGCUUUUCCUGUGUACAAGGAUGUUGCUGAAAAUGUGAGAAAUUGUUUUGAGGGAAAAGAGUUGAAAUCUGUACAGCAGCAGAAGAUCACUGAGUGCUCUAUUAUGUAG